CAUUACAUCAGCUUUUUGAAAUGUAUAGUCUAUCUUUGCUUGAUUAUAGAGAUUCUCUUUUCUUUGCGAUGCAUAUCGUGAUCAUGUGCUUGUGUUCCUGUCGACCAUCUGAGUGGAAAAUCUAAAAUCAAAUAACCUAAGUUUUAACUUGUACCUUUUGAAUUGCAUACUCUUCUAACAAAUAUCAUCUAACUUGGUAGUCAGAUGAAAAUCUGGUUUCAUUUAUAUGUCACACGCAUACAUUCACAUCAAAAGACUUAUAAUCAUUGUCUGCUAAGUGGUAAUAGUUUUCUUUGCGCACUACUGUUUAUAUGAUAGGAAAAUUUAAAUCGGAUGAUACAAAUUGUUAAUACAUCUUCUGGUUUCUAGACCUCUAACAACUAAUAUUUAACUUUGUGUAACUAUAAGCCCUCUUCAAAAGAUUCAUAGUAUGUUCAAUGUAAUAAUUUUCCCUUGGACACGACGAAGCACACAUGGUUUAUAAAGAUUAUUUUUAAGAUCGUGAAAAUGGCUUCCAUUGCGUGAAUCUUAACAGGAGGUUACACAUGCUCUUGUUUUCGUUAAUAAAUAAUUCACCCAAAGUAACGGAUGAUAUUUAGCUACUUCUUAACGCUUUGAGUGUUUUAAGUACAUUUUCUUUGUGCAGGUCAAGAAUCCAAUCUUUUUUAUGAGUAUUGUAAUUGUACUGAAUCCUGUUCAUAACCAGAACAAAACUGGUAAGUUACACCCCUGAAACUAUCAGACCUUUGUAAUUAUUUGAUUGUACAUAAUCACAACAAACUGGUAAGUCAGGCCCUUGAAAUUAUCGGAAGCUUGUAAUUAUUUGAAUUUGUGCAGGUCAAGAUUCCAAUCUUUUUUUUUUGAGUCUUGUUAUUGUACCAAAUCCUGUUUAUAAUCAUAACAAAACUGAUAAGUUGGACCUUUGUAAUUAUUUGAGCUUAACCAAGAAAUCUUGGGUUGUAAAUUUGUAAUGUAAUAGCUAAAAAAGAGAAAUUACUGCUUGAUGUAGUAGUUGGUGUGAAGCUGCAUUAAAUUUAACAACAUAUGGUUAUUUUAAUUAGAAAAGAAGGAUCUAUUAACAAGUACCUUCUUAUUACUUUAUAAAGGAGGUAAAUACGUCAUCUGAUCAUAAUUAUUAAGCAAUUGCAAGCUUCCGGUGUUGCAAUUACCUAAUUAAUAUUCCCCAUUAAGUUGAUAUCCUUUUGAAUAAUCGCUUGUAUUGUAAGAUUAUCUUAAAUUGUUGAUAUAUGUAAAUGGUCUUGAUAGACUGCAUCGUAAGAUAGCCCUUAAAAUAUUUAUCUGUGGUCUGCAUGCAACAAUAAUUUUGCAAGUCAUAACCUAAUAAUUUUGAGUAAUUUAAGUUCUGUUGCCACAAAUACCCAAUGUGUUCCCUAAAAUUUAUUUCCUGUAAGGAAUGUUUAAACACGAUUAUUACUUUGUGUAGCUGCAACUUUGUAUGAUGUCUUGUAAGGUGACCAUUAAAUUGUUGAUACUCCCUCUAUAUGCAGUGAUAAUUUUGCAGGCUAUAACUUAAUUCGUUGGGUGGGUGCCCUUGCAGAAUCUUGUGGAUAUGCAUGAUGAGUUAGUCAUAAGUUUUAUGAUCCAUAUCUGAUGAGGUUAGCUGUGAAUCUUUGAUGAACGUGAUGCAUAUUGUGAUAAUUCUUGAAAUGUGAAUUGGUUCUAUAGAGUUGAACUGUAAUUUAGGGUCUUCACUCUAUAUGUUAAGAGAAUUUCAUUGAGAAACAUUACAAUAGAUACAUAGUGUGCAUUGAGAAGCUUUUGUAUAGGUUAGAUAAAAUUGCAUUGAGGAGUAAUGAGGACCAUAUGAAGUUAGAGUUUUCAGUGUAUUGAGAGGAUUAGUGUAAUGCAGCUGUAGUCGUUUUUUUUUGGUUGAUUUUUAUGGAGUAAAUUUUAAUGCAGAUCAUAGUAAAAGGCUGACUUCGCUAAAAUCGUAAAUUUUGUUUUGAACCUUUUGUACUAAAAAAAGGACUCAUUGCAUAUGAAAAAGGUACACUGUACAUGGCCAUUGUUCAAUUUUGAGUGGUUUUCAUAAGAUUAAUUUAAUAUAAUAGAUUAUUUGUCAUAUCAUUCAGCUUCAUUUGUUAAAGUAUGCCAUGAUAAUUAACACUAUUGCAUUUUUUACAUUUGAUCGACAUACAACAUUAGAUUGAUAGUUUUGCAGGUUAUGCAAAUAGUCUUCUGUUUAUUUGCGAUAGGUCAGAAAAUUCAGGGUUUCAUCAAGGGGCCGCUUUAUAAAGGGGCUCUAGAGAGGUAAUAAAACAUCCUACACCUCUCUGUACUUGGAUUGUUAGUGGUUUUAAUGUAGCAUGCUUGUUUGGUCCGUCUGAUUUGAAGGUUAAAUUAAUAUCUGUGAAGUAGCUGUUGAUUUGGAAUAUGCUCCUAGCUGUGGGUUAUUCUACUCUUAGUUUAGAGACGUACUAGUUCUAAACUCUGUGGAGGUGUCUAUUUUGGAUUUAGAUAGAUGUUCUAAUUUGUCGUACUAGAAUUUCACUAUUCAAUGAGGUAUGUGCCUCAAUUUUAUUUAACUAGCUUUACCUUUUUGAGGACAGGCUUCUUGAAUGAUCCAGAACUGAUGGUAGUUGCUUAUACAAAUCCAAGAGCAAAGUGGCUUUAUGGUAUAGAUUUUUUACAGAUUGUGAAAGGUUUAUGGGCUUCGUUCUGUUCCAUAUUUGUGUUCAUUAUUAAAUAUUAGAAGUUAAUUAGAGGGAUACAAAAGCUUAGAGAGCUUUAUGGUCUCUCUCUCUCUCUAGUGCGAAUGAUACUUAAAUUGUUAAAGAGUAUAAAAUUAAUGCCGACAGUAAUUUUAGCAUGCUAUUAUUUUAAUUUAACCAGGGCCAGAUAUAUUUGCUGGAGGGCUUAACUGAUAAAAGAUGUCACACAUACUAUUUGUGUGAUCCCGUUCUCUGGAUUGCUCCCUCUAGAAACAGUGUAUGAUAUGCAGCGAAUGCACCUUGAGAACUUGACCUUUAUUUCCAUGUUUGCAAGUUGCCACAUAUUAUACCACGGCGGAAGUAUCUACUGAAAAGCUGGCUUGAGGCUUCAUCCAUAUCUGCAUUCAUGCUGAGGAGUUUAGUGUGGGCAACAUCAAAGCAUGAUGUUUACCUCCUGCAGAAUUAUUCUAUCAUGCAUUGGUCACCAUUGACUAACAAAGAGACAGAAGUGCUUAAUGUUGCUGGGCAUGUUGUUCCGAGUGAGAAACAUCCUGGAUCGUCGGCACAACCUCUAUCACGAGUCCAGAUUAGUACAAUGUCUGUUGAGAACAAUUUAGUUGUUGCUGGUGGUUUUAAGGGAGAACUUAUAUGCAAGCGCUUGGAUCAACCUGGGGUGAACUUCUGUACAAAAGUGUCUCACGAUGAUAAUGCUAUAACUAAUGCAGUGGAGAUCUACAGGAAUGCAAGUGGCUCAACUCGCGUGAUGACUGCAAAUAAUGAUUGUAUUAUACGCGAAUUUGAUACUGAAAAAUUCACAGUUCUUUCACGCCUCUCUUUUCCGUGGUCUAUAAAUCAUACAGCCAUCAGCCCAGACGGUAAACUUGUUGCUGUUCUUGGGGAUAAUACAGAUUGUUUGCUCGCAGAUUCGCUAACUGGAAAGACUAUUGCAACUCUCAAAGGCCAUUUAGAUUAUGGGUUUGCUGGUGCCUGGCACCCGGAUGGUCAUAUAUUGGCGACGGGGAAUCAAGAUACAAUGUGUAGGCUCUGGGAUGUUAGGAACCUUUCUUCUUCUUUUGCCGUCAUAAAGGGUCGUAUGGGUGCAAUAAGGUCGAUACGGUUUUCAUCAGAUGGACGAUUUAUGGCCAUGGCUGAACCAGCAGAUUUUGUUCAUAUAUAUGAUACCUGGCAGGAUUAUAAUAAGAGCCAAGAAAUUGAUCUGUUUGGGGAGGUUGCCGGUAUUUCAUUCAGCCCUGAUACUGAAGCUUUAUUUGUUGGGGUGGCUGAUCGCACGUAUGGUAGUCUUCUUGAGUUUAACCGCAGAAGAUCAAACUUUUAUUUGGAUACCAUCUUUUGAGCUUUAAAGCGCAGGGUUCGAGCUUCUACAUUAGUGGCAGCAUUGUUUUUGUUACAUUAAUGGUUCUUACUUCAUAUUAUUUUCCAAGUAAAUACAUCAAUGUAUAUAGACUCUAUAUAGGGCGAUGCAGGCUUCAAAGUGAAAUCCCAGGCUGGCAACAUAGAAAAUGCCACAGAGAAUACACUAUUUGUUUAUCAUUUUUUGGCUUAUCAUGGAGUGGAGUUUGAGCGUGGGAACGGCUGAAGCAUUGCCCCUGAAUAUGACUAUUCCUUGCUCAAGGAGAGUCUAUGCGCAGAAGGUGAUCGUCAAGAGAAAAAGACAUUAUACUGAAAAGGCGGAAUUGAGAGAGCUUCUCUGAAGUGUGGAACUCUUGUUUGUUAUCGACGUUUGCAUGCACAUGUAAAAUAAAAUUUUGCAUGAGUAUUACACUAUAAAAUUCCAAGAUUUAAGAGUCACAUAGCGUGGGUUGUUGAGGAUGCAGUUUUUCAUUUUACGAUAAUUGGAAUGAUGGAUUAUUUACUGCUUCAAGCAGCAUGAUGAAUAUACCUUGCCAAUUGCAAAGGUAAUUAAAGUA
This is a messenger RNA of Cryptomeria japonica (Japanese cedar), 4600 nucleotides long. RefSeq lists its product as uncharacterized. Bases 3079 to 4026 code for a protein of 315 amino acids. The transcript has 8 exons. Gene Ontology annotation, molecular function: protein binding. The record is from RefSeq and is a predicted model, not a curated record. NCBI's taxonomy places the organism in Eukaryota, Viridiplantae, Streptophyta, Pinopsida, Cupressales, Cupressaceae.